Astyanax mexicanus (Mexican tetra) is the source of this 4181-nucleotide messenger RNA. RefSeq names its product thymocyte expressed, positive selection associated 1 (gene tespa1). Gene Ontology annotation, molecular function: signaling receptor binding. Bases 373 to 2397 code for a protein of 674 amino acids. The record is from RefSeq and is a predicted model, not a curated record. The transcript has 12 exons. NCBI's taxonomy places the organism in Eukaryota, Metazoa, Chordata, Actinopteri, Characiformes, Acestrorhamphidae.
GGCGUUGCUGCUCUCUCUCUCUCUCUCUCUCUCUCUCUCUCUCUCUCUCUCUCUCUCUCUCUCUCUCUCUCUCUCUCUCACACACACACACUUCUUCCUCCGGCAGCUUCCGUCGUUUAUCGCGUUCAUCACGAGGCUGAACUGUCAGUAAGAGCAGCAGCGCGAAGUUUGCGCGGGCGGAGCGGCGAUGCUGCUUCAGGAUGGCCGUGUUUGAGCUCUGCUGCUCGGCGUCGCUGGGGGGCUGGACCGGGCCCCCGCCUGAGGAGUGUGGAGCGACACCGGGGAGCGGUGGGGUGUAGUGCGGCGGUGUGAGCGAGCCGUGUUUGGGAGCGUGCUGCUGAAGAAAGGCGUCUGUUUUUGGACCUCACAGCAAUGGAGAGCCCGUCUUCGUUUGGCAGGCGGCAGGCGUGGGCGCACAGCAGCCGCCGCUGGCUCCCUCUGUCGGACACAGAGCCACCCGGCACCAAGCCCUCGUAUACCUCUCCGCCCCGGCCCCUCUCCCUGCAGGACGAGGUCUUCAUAGAGGGAUGCACUACAGGAAAGAUUGAAACCUGGCUCCAAGGCUGCGGAAAUGAAGCCAAUCCUGAGAACCACAGUCAACUCACUGUGGAAUCUUUGCUGAAGAAUGUGGGCAGUUUUGAGGAUGACCUGAGUCUCGGGGCUGAAGCCACUGCACUAGGUGAUGGAUCACUUACUGAAGAGUUUGGGCACUGCCCAUUGCUCCUGCCUCCUCCUAAAUCACGGAAAGACUUCAACACAAGCACUCCCCAACAGAAGCUUAGCCUGCCUUUGUAUAACAUGGGACACAGUAUGGCUUCCAGUGCCUUCUCAUCCGCCACCAGUAAGACGGCUUCCAGUGUGUCUGACGUGCUACAGAUGUGUGCUGAGGAUGCUGAGGAGACUCUGUAUCAGUUGGGGUUUGGUUGUGAGGAGCCGCAGGUCACUGCUCGUAUCCCCGCCCGCUUCUUCACUUUCCAGUCCCAGCUCAAAGGCAUCAACUUCCGCCUGUUCCUGGAGUCUCAGCUCCGCCGUAUCCGGGAGGAGGACCCCAGCCUUUCACUUGCUAGUCGUUUUCGUCAGGUGGAGGUGUUGACAGCUAUGGCCAAUGCCUUCUACUCUCUCUACUCCCAUGUGUCACGUACACCACUUCAGAAGUUGGCUCCACCUGAAUUCAGCUUCUCCUCGCCCACUGUGGAGCGCAACAUUGGCCAACGCUUCUUUGGCAGCAUCCGCAGUGAGCCACGAUCUCCUGUGGAGCGACUUAAAGACACAGUCUCAAAGAUGUGCUUGUACACAGGCUCCCGUGGCUCUGACUCCACCUCUCCGAACAAUUCCCCUCGCAAGAGGAACAGCCUGCCAGACGUGGUCGGAAUGGUCCUGGAGAAUGCAAAACAUGAAGAAGGUCUUGACCAGGGCAGAGGAGCAUGGCUCCAGGAUGUGGCUCAGAAGACACAGGGCAAAACAGUAACACAGACUGCAGAAGUGAAGACUGCUGAGAAAGUGACCAAUCCACACAAGGAAAGAAUCCAACGCUGGUCACAGUCAGGGCAGCGGGAUGGUCCUAGAGCAAAGGCCUGCUUGUUUAAACCUAAGCAAGACUCGAAAAAUGAAACAGUCGUGGAUGAAAGUUCCACAUUUUCCUCUUCACAUUCUGCCACCGUGAACAAUCCUGCCAAUACCAAGCCAACAGUUGCUAUUAUUACAUAUGAUGCCGUUUGCCCUCAAGUAGUGGAGUCUGUCCAUCAGGCACCGUAUCGUCGUCCACAAACAGACAUUACAGCAGCCGUGGGCUCAUCACCUGUUAUUAAAUUUCACAGUGCAUCUUUAUCUCAUAGACUUGAACCACUUGAACCAAAAGACCACAUGCCAAGUAUCAAAGACACAGAAACACAGUUGGGCUUGUCAGCUGCAGAGAGCGAUAGACAUCUGUUAGAAACACCUCAAGAUUUUUCUCAUGAUAACCCUGCGACCCCCUACCACCCUAGGGUCUCACAAAGGUCACCAUGCAGGAUCACGGUCACUGGAUGGGAUGGUGACACCACCACCAUUCCCCAAAGAGACUCAUCUGAGGACCCAACAUCUUUCAUGUAUUCUGGGAACACCACCCACCCGUAUUUAUCUUCAUUGCACAACCAGAGGUACCUGAGCCGCAUCAAGUCUUCAGACAGCCAGAUCAAGCAGGCCAACUCUUUUGAAAUGGAGGAGGUGCAGAGUGCGGGGGAGGAAGAGAACAUAUCAGCAGAGCAGUGCGGUGCACACACACUAUCUGUUGCAGCAGCAAGUCCACAGAAAAGUUCACCUUUGAGGGGGGAUAGUUUUCAGUCCGACAGCAGCGGCUAUGCUGAAGAGGACAUGCAGCAGCACUCUCUCGCUACCCAUAACAGAGAGAUCAGCUGAGGACAAAAAAAAAAAACACCCACUGUCACACUUCCGUGAGAAUCCCUGCUUAUCUGCUCAUCUGGGGUUUAGCUUCUCUAAAGAGAGCAAGCUUUCUCAUAUGACAGAAAGAAAGGUCAACACAGUGGCAGUGCCAUUUAAAGUUACUUCUACUCAAGGUCAUUUGUCUUCUUGUGGGGUGAAAAGGCUGAACUGUAAUCAACAUAAUCAGGUUCUGGAAGUCGCUGUGUAUCCUGAUUCCUGUCCCUUUGUUAGCCUCUCUCCUAUCUCUUGGUCCUGGGCUACUGGAAUGUAUUGUAAUAACUCGGUGUUGUACUGUAUGACUGCCUUAAACCUUGUGCUAAGGGCCCUGCCUCUUUUUAUGCAUGUUUGAUUUCCUGGAUGUGUUUCCAAUAUUUAUUCCUGGUUCAUUAUUUAUUUGCAUAGCAGUGCUACAAUCAAUUGUCAAUCUUUACCAUGUUGCUGUGUUUUUCAGAUAAUAGCAUAGCAGAACACACAGUGGUAUUUGAAACUUCAAUAUUUCUGCAUACAUUUGACCUAAACGUCCUCUGAGGUUCUAAAAAUAUUUAAGCAGAACCAACCUUUUAGACUUGGUCAUUUAUUGUUUUGAGGAAUAUGAUCCAAUAUCACAUACCUGUCAGUGGCAAAUAUAGAUAAACCUUUAGGAUUAGCAGGUCAUUUCAGGGUGAGAUUUAGAGCCAUUUUAUUUUCAAUCAAUGGGAAAAUAAUUAGUUGCGAGUGUUUUAUUGACCUUUACAGCACAUUAUUGUAGAAGUGCAUCAUGACGUAAACAAAGAAGAAUUUCUGCGGAUUUGUGAAAAAGAGUUGUUGAUGGUCGUCAGACUGGAAAAGGUUGCAAAACUUUUAAAAAAAUCUCUAAAGAAUUAAGACUCCAAUCCACACUUAGAAAAAUUGGGUACAAAUGGAUGAAAUUCAUUACCAUAAUUGACCUCCCCAGCAGUGAUCCACCAAGAAAAAUCAUGCCAAGAGCAAGGUGUAUAAUUCAGUUGCAAAACAGUGUGUGAACCCUUUGGGAUUACUUGGAUUUCUGCAUAAAUUGGUCAUUAAAUUUGUUCUGAUCUUCAUCUAAAUCACAACAAUAGACAAACACAGUCUGCUUGAACUAAUACCACACAAAAAUGUAAUUGCAUGGUUUAAUUAAAGAUCAGAACACAUUUAAUGUUCAAUUUAUGCAGAAAUCCAAGGAAUCCUAAAGGGUUGACAUACUUUUUCUUGCAACUGUAGUUUACAAGGUCACAAACAAAUUCAGGUAACCUCUAAGCAACUUAAGGCUCUUCUUACAUUGGCUGAUGUAAAGUUUUUUUAAAGUAAAUAACAAUGAAUAAAAAUGAUCUAAACUGAAGAGCAAGACGACUCAACCAUUACUGGAAACAUUUGCUAUUUUGGCAGAUGCCAGAAAGCACAGAUUCAAAUAUUUUUAAACUCACCAAUAUGCAAUAUUGGAACAUUAUCCUCAAUAAAUAAAUAAAUGAGAUGAACUAAUAUUUUUUUAAAUAUCUUUUUGAUUUGUUCGCCUUAUCUACUUUUAGUUUUAGGUCAAAUUCAUGCCGAAAAUUUUAAAUAAUUCUAGGGUUCAGACUUUAAAGCACAACUGUACAUAUUGUAAUAUUUAACACCUAAACACGGUUGUUGUAGGUGUUGUUAUAUACUGAACAGAAGCAAAAUGUUUCUUCACACAGAAUUAAACGUGCCAAAGAAUGCAUUAAUUGAGUAUUUUAAAUCAUCGUUUGCCUCAGAUUAAAACAUGCUGUUUUUUCAUUUUA